GUGGAUUUCACUCCUUUGAGUCUCCUUUAAGUCCUUUGAACACUCAGGCGAAGACACACGUUUUGGACCGACAAUCGUUUGUUACUUGUGGUCAUUGGAUUAAAAGCUUCUGUUGUACAUCAUGGAUAGCAACUCUGCAAAAAAGAUUAAGAAUCAAGGUCGUGUUGCCCUCAGGAGUGAAGGCAAGAGCGGCAGCACAACUGAAGAAAGUGCAGCUUUUGCACAAGAUGGCUGGAGUAGAACAAGUAAGAGGAAAGCCAGUCCAGAAAAGGACGCACCAAGAAAGAAGAUAAGGCUUUCUGAAUGUGAACCCCAAAACACCACUAAGAAGGAACCGCUCAUCAAAAUCAGAAAAGAUGGAGUUGGACCUUCAAAGGGGUGCAGACUUGACUUGAACCAGAGAUCAGUGUCCUCUUCAGUGAACACUGACAGUGAGAGCAGCAGUAACCAGUUGAACAGGGGCAAUACAACUGAGAAAGAUGUGAGCAAGAGCACAAGUAAGAGGAAGGCUGCCGCUGGUGAGGAUGGACCACUCACAAAAAGAAGGAAGGGCUUGCCCACCAAAAAGGAUCUGAUAAAAGCCCGAAGAGCUGAAUUUGAGGCCAGAUACUGGCAGGGGGAUCAGCUCGGUGAAGGAGGCUUUGGAUGUGUGUUUUCCGGCUAUCGCAAAGCAGAUAAUCUACCUGUUGCCAUCAAACACAUAACCAAAGGCAAACUGUGGUGCAAAGCAGAGGACCAAAAUGGGAAAAAAAUCCCAGUUGAAGUAGCUGCUAUGUUAAAACUUCAAGAUGGAAGGACUGAAUUAGUGGAGGAUUCAGCAGCUGUUUCCCUCCUGGACUGGUAUGAUCUUGGUCGGGAGCUGGUCCUGGUGCUGGAGAGACCAGUGCCUUGCAUGGACCUUUUAAAUUUCAUCAAGAUCAACAGAGGCCCCAUACAGGAGGACAAGGCAAAGAUCAUAUUUAAACAACUGGUUGAAGCAGCAAAGGAACUUGAAGAUAAGAGCAUUUUUCAUCGGGAUAUCAAGAUAGAAAACAUCCUGAUUGAGACCAGCUCAGAUGUGCCACGUGUUCGUUUGAUUGACUUUGGCCUGAGCUGUUUCUUCAAGAAAAAAUCUGCCUACCGUGUCUUCUGUGGUACCCUUCAACAUGUCCCUCCGGAGUGGUACAUUCAGUCUUCCUACAGGCCCGGCCCCAGCACAGUGUGGCAGAUUGGAGUGGUGCUAUAUGAACUCCUCCACAGAAAAGUUCGAUUUGAUACCGCACGUUUCCUCAGAGAGGAGCUGACAAUCAGCGACAAGCUGUCUGAAAGUAAGAAAUACAUGCUCAUAACCAAACACAAAUCUUUUGAUUUUAGCUCACAUUCUAAUGGAUCACUGUGGCUGCCAGCUAAAUUUAAUCAUCUUUCUUUCCCUCCAGAUUGCCAGGAUUUGUUGUGGAAGUGUUUGAGCAUUGGCUACUGGCUGCGUCCUACACUAACAGAGCUCCAACUUCACCCGUGGCUAAACUAAACCAUUACUACGCCACACUAGGAUAUGGACCAUACCGUCCGCAAUACAAGAACUAAUUAUGGUCUCUUUUUACAAAAAUGGGGAUGCUUGGACUUUUGUGCCUUUCUUGUUUCUCUUCCUCUAUUGGUGACCACCAUGAUAUGUUUUUUCAACAUAUGUGGUUUUUAAAGAAAAAUAAAGUUUCUGCAUUUUCUA
Molecule: messenger RNA, 1702 nt
Organism: Scatophagus argus
Lineage: Eukaryota; Metazoa; Chordata; Actinopteri; Scatophagidae
Product: serine/threonine-protein kinase pim-1-like
Exons: 8
Coding region: 122-1507 (461 amino acids)
Biological process (GO): regulation of mitotic cell cycle; protein autophosphorylation; negative regulation of apoptotic process
Cellular component (GO): cytoplasm
Molecular function (GO): protein serine/threonine kinase activity; ATP binding
Source: RefSeq, a predicted model, not a curated record